ACCGCAUCAACUCCCGAAUCACCCGUCGACACGCAGUGCUCCGCAUCCACCAGUGUACCCGCACACCCUCACCGGCGGCGAGAUACGCGCGCCUCGCCGGCGGAGUGGAUGGGGAAGCUCCCCGCCCUUAUGCGGGAAGUAGUCGGGGUGGACUAGAUACUCCGCUAAUCGUGGUUAAGAAGUGGUAGGUGGAGGCGGGGCAGCAGGAGAUAAGGGCGAUGAAGGCCCUGCGGCGAUCCAGCACCUCUUCGUCAGCGUCGGCGUCGGCUUCGCCGAGGGCGCCUUCGUCCCCGCGGUCUUCCUCGUGGAUCCAUCGCCGGUCCCUUCUCCUCGCCGCCUCGUCGGCCUCCUCUCUGGCGGCGUCGGGGAAUUCGGCCGCGGAGGGUUCGGAGUCAGCGUCGGCGUCAGUGGCGGUAGCCUCCUCCCCGUCCCCGCUGGCGCCUUCCUCUCCGAACCUUGACCGAGGUGGAAUUAAAUCUCCAUGGUCUCAAAGAAAAAGAAAACGGGCACUUUCUUGUAAACACUGGAAUCGUCUAUUUUCAGCAAAUGGGAAGCUUCGUGAUGGGGGAAGAAAAUUUCUAAAGAAAGUUCGCAGUGGGGGAAUUGAGCCGGGCAUCAGGACUGAAGUUUGGCCAUUUCUACUUGGAGUUUAUGAUUUGAACAGUUCUGAAGAGGACAGGAAUACCAUCAAGAUAAAGAAAAGGAAAGAAUAUGAAAAGCUGAGGCGACAGUGCCAUCACAUUUUGAAUUGCUACAAAGGAAAUGGGCUGAAUGUUAUAAAUGAGUUCAUUAAUGAGGAUUUUUCUGAUGGGGCUGAAGGAUCAGGGUCACCUUAUGUGAAAGAUGCUAGCACGAGAGCUUGUGUGUUGCCCAAAGAAUUGAAAUCUUUAGGCAGCAAGGCAGAAGAAUCAGAGAGUGCAAACUGGGCUGCUGUGGAAUGCAUGGAUGAAGAUACAAGUGAGUUAACUUAUGUUGAUCCAUGUAUGGCAGAAUCAGAAUCUUCUGACUCUGAGUCUUCCUAUGAAGAGGACGCUGACAAAACACCCGUCUCUUCCAAUAUGGAAGAUAAUUGUGACCCCAAACCGAAAGAAAUUUUUAUAUUUGACAAAACUCCAGAGGAUUUUGCCACAUGGCAGCGCAUUAUACGUGUAGACGCUAUCCGGGCAAACACAGAAUGGGCUCUAUUCGCCCGUAACCAGGCUGAAGUCUCUAAGGAGAAAGCACUGCAGUCGGCAAUAUCAGUUAGGCUGAAAGAUUAUGACCAUUUGGAGCCUUACAUGAUGUAUCAUGCUGCACGAUUAGUUGCAUUGCUCGAGGCAUAUGCGCUUUAUGAUCCAGAGAUUGGGUACUGUCAAGGAAUGAGUGAUCUGUUGUCACCAAUAAUUGCAGUGAUGGAGGAAGACCAUGAAGCGUUCUGGUGCUUUGUGGGUUUCAUGAGGAAAGCGAGACACAACUUUAGGCUUGAUGAGGUUGGAAUCAGAAGACAGCUGAAGACUGUCUCGCAGAUCAUCAAGCGUAAGGACUCGCACCUCUAUAGGCACCUGCAGAAACUUCAGGCUGAGGACUGCUUCUUUGUGUACAGAAUGGUGGUGGUUCUCUUCAGGAGGGAGCUCACUUUUGAGCAGACUGUGUGUUUGUGGGAGGUCAUGUGGGCUGACCAGGCCGCUAUCCGAGCUGGGAUUGGAAGGUCCACUUGGGCAAGGAUAAGGCUUCACGCCCCGCCAACUGAUGACUUGUUGCUCUAUGCUAUUGCAGCAUGUGUCUUGCAGAGGAGGAAGCUAAUAAUUGAGAAGUACAGCAGUAUGGAUGAGAUACUGCGGGAGUGCAAUAGCAUGGCUGGGCAGCUAGAUGUCUGGAAGCUUCUAGAUGAUGCACAUCACCUGGUCGUUAACCUUCAUGACAAAGUCUGAUGCAACUGCUUUCCUCAAUUACGUCUGGUAGAACAAUUUUCUGAGGUAUAUUUAGUAAUCAAUCUUCUGUUCAUCACCCAGCAUAAAAACCCGUUCUAGGAAUAUAUGGACAACCUUGUAGCUUCAAGUGAGGACGAAGUUGUCUCCAUCAGUAAAGCCGAUAAAUCAUCGGAUGUCACUGUGGUUCUGUCAUUGCAAGCUAUCCAUAGUUAAACCUUGCGGGAAAAAAUGUUUUUGCUUGUAAUAAUGUCUAUUCUUGCAAAAACAAUAUUUUCCCUACAUUCUUUUAUAAGAAAAGGUAAGUCCCAAGCUGUUGGAUGUAAUGUGGAGCGAUAUCGUAAUCAAGUCUUUACUGUCGUUUCACACUC
Molecule: messenger RNA, 2278 nt
Organism: Phragmites australis (common reed)
Lineage: Eukaryota; Viridiplantae; Streptophyta; Magnoliopsida; Poales; Poaceae
Product: rab GTPase-activating protein 22-like
Exons: 5
Coding region: 219-1910 (563 amino acids)
Biological process (GO): activation of GTPase activity
Molecular function (GO): GTPase activator activity
Source: RefSeq, a predicted model, not a curated record